This is a messenger RNA of Penicillium waksmanii, 2190 nucleotides long. RefSeq names its product Zn(II)2Cys6 transcription factor. The transcript is spliced from 3 exons. Lineage: Eukaryota; Fungi; Ascomycota; Eurotiomycetes; Eurotiales; Aspergillaceae. The record is from RefSeq and is a predicted model, not a curated record. Bases 1 to 2190 code for a protein of 729 amino acids. Gene Ontology annotation, cellular component: nucleus. Gene Ontology annotation, biological process: DNA-templated transcription; regulation of DNA-templated transcription. Gene Ontology annotation, molecular function: DNA binding; DNA-binding transcription factor activity, RNA polymerase II-specific; zinc ion binding.
AUGUCUUCAUCAUCCCGCUCCACCGGGAAACGUCUCCCCAUCAGCUGUCAAGCGUGCAGAACGCGAAAGAUCCGCUGUUCUCGUGAUGGAAGACCCUGCCAGACCUGUGUGCGAAGAGGUCUCGGCGCCGAGGACUGCAUCUAUCUCGGCCAACCCCGACUGUCAACAGAACAAUCAUCCACCACCGACCAAACAGUUCAGAACGAACUAUUAGCCCGCAUAAGAAACCUAGAAGGCUUGCUUCAAAAACAGGUCAGCUCACAAGCUGGAACGCCCACGGGUGGCGCCACUUCCCCGCUAGGUGGUGGUGCCCCCAGUGUCACGGGCUCAUUUUCCGAGUCUGAUGUCGGUGCCUUCGAAGCGUGGGGUAGUCCCAUGCUCGGGAAUAUUGGAAAUCUGCAGACCUCGCCUUCUGGUCAUGUGCGGUAUGUCCCACUGGCUUCGCAGUGGGAAUCUGUUGUUGCGAAGAGCCCCGCGGCGGAGUGUUUGCGGAGUUCCGAGGCGGAUAUCGCGGACGAUGACGAUCUGCAGAUCCCGCUGGCGAAAAAUGGGAGUAUCUCGCGCGCGGAAAUUUUGGCUCUUCUUCCGCCGAGUCGGUAUUGUGAUAAUUUGAAAGAAGUUUAUUUCCGUGUCUUCUCACCGGUCUUCCAUAUUCUUCAUGACUUGACGUUUGAGGCGGAGUAUCAGCAAUUUUACCAUGACCCGGGAAGUGUCUCGACAUCAUGGCUGGCCCUGAUGUUUGCGAUGCUCGCUAUUGCCGUUAGCGCAUUGGAGGACGAUGAUCCUCUUCUAUCUGAUCUUGGCCGUGAGAGAACGGUCAGUCGAAAUAUCAAAGUGCUUUCAGCACGGUAUCGCUCUGCUGCACUCAGAUGCCUGGCUUCUGAUGGGGUUAUGACUCGUCACUCGAUUAACUCCCUCCAAGCGUUAGUUUUGAUCAGCUAUGCACGUCUCCACCGUGGUCUGCCCUUCUGGACACUAUUGGGCUUUACUCACCACGUCGCGAUUUCCAUGGGAUGUCAUAUUGAUCCAGAGAGAUUCCCACUGGGUCCUAUAGAGCGAGAAGAACGACGACGAGCCUGGGCCGGAAUGAUGAUGCUAUAUACCAUUCAAAAUUCCUCAUUCGGAAGCCUGGAUCAGUCGAUGCUUCCCCAAGAUGUGAAGAUGCCCAUUGAUGUCGACGACGUUGACCUCCUCACUGGCUCCGGUCUCUCAUCAACCUCAUCACCCUCUCUCGCACGCCCAACUCAAAUGACCUACCUUCUCCUCUCUACCCGUCUUCACAAAGUCUCCAACAGAAUCUGCGAAACCAUCUUUACCUACCCGCAAUCAAGAUUUAGCUCCUCCCAGCUCGAAGCCGAGCUCUACUCCAUCCGUGAAAUCUGUGACGCACGCUACCAAGAUAGCAACGGUAGCCAAGAGUCGCUUCCAGUACACCACCAAGCAAACCUCCGCAUUCUCCACAGCCACAUCGACCAACUCUUCUUACUCCUUCUCCGGCCUAAGCUUUGCCGCUUCUUGCAAGGCGAAGUCACGACCGAAACAAUUACCGCGCGGGGAAAAUGCAUGUCCAUGGCCAAGAGGUCACUAUCUAAUUUCCAGACUCUAUUGGAAUCUCCACAGUUUACAGCGCCGUAUAAAUGGUAUACAAGCGGAUUGGGUAGUUUCCAUGCAUUCCAUGCCGCCGUGGUUCUAGCCAUUGGCCUCAUGAACCCGGAGAGCUCGUCUGAAUUCGACGAGAUGAAGGAAACUCUCAGCAAAGCGCUGGAUCUAUUUGCAUCAUUGUCCGUGAGAAGUAUCUUUUGCAGUAAGGCGGUUCCCGUCGUACGACAGAUUGUUGAGGUUGCAUCAACACAGUAUACCCAACUUCAGAAACAGCAAGCCCAAACCGAAGCCCGGGCUCAGUCUCAGACUCCUAUUCAAUCUCAAACACCCAUCCAUCACCCUCAAAUGUUUACUACUCUCCCGCCAUCCCUUUCAUCCAUCGCAAUCCCUGACAACUACGCCUUCUCUCACUCGCAGUCCCUCUCUCCUGUCCCGACUGUUUCUUCCUCCUGCAGUGACCCGACCAUGCAAUCAAGCUUUGGAGUCCAUCUACAUCCGCAAAAUUGGCUUGCUCCUACUUCUGUUCCGUGGGACUCUCUUGGUUCUUCGGUUGGCCAUUAUGGGUUUGAGUCUGAUGCUACUAUGUAA